Molecule: messenger RNA, 2811 nt
Organism: Chiloscyllium plagiosum (whitespotted bambooshark)
Lineage: Eukaryota; Metazoa; Chordata; Chondrichthyes; Orectolobiformes; Hemiscylliidae
Source: RefSeq, a predicted model, not a curated record
CAUCGAUCAGUGUAAUUGAGGGGAAUUCUGCAGUGAUAAUCUGCUCUGUUGUGAGCUUCCCAGCUUCUAACCUGAUGUGGAGACAUCUUAACAUCACAAUGAACAGAACAAGCUCCAACAAUGACUUAUGGUUGCAAAUUCCUCACAUUACGUACAGGGAGACUGGAGACUAUCAGUGUGUGGCAGAGAAUAAAUAUGGAGCAGUGGAUGGCUCCAUUACCAUUGCUGUGGAAUACUCACCACGGAAUUUCUCAAUUACAUCUCUUGCUGUGAUUAAAGACUCAUCAAUCAGCGUAAUUGAGGGGAAUUCUGCAGUGAUAAUCUGCUCUGUUGAGAGCUUCCCAGCUUCUAACCUGACGUGGAGACAUCUUAAUGUCACAAUGAACAGAACAAGUACCAGCAAUGAGCUGUGGUUGGAGAUUCCUCACAUUACAUACAGGGAGACUGGAGACUAUCAGUGCGUGGCAGAGAAUGAACAUGGAUCAGUGGAGGGCUCCAUAACCAUCACUGUGGAAUACUCACCACAGAAUCUCUCAAUGACUUCUGUUGCUGUGAUUAAAGAUUCAUCGGUCAAUAUAAUUGAGGGGAAUUCUGCAGUGAUAAUCUGCUCUGUUGUGAGCUUCCCAGCUUCUAACCUGAUGUGGAGACAUCUUAACAUCACAACGAACAGAACCAGUUCCAACAAUGAGCUGUGGUUGGAGAUUCCUCACAUUACGUACAGGGAGACUGGAGACUAUCAGUGUGUGGCAGAGAAUAAACAUGGAGCAGUGGAGGGCUCCAUAACCAUUAUUGUGGAAUAUGCACCACGGAAUCUCUCAAUUACUUCUCUUGCUGUGAUUAAAAAUUCAUCGAUCAGUGUAAUUGAGGGGAAUUCUGCAGUGAUAAUCUGUUCUGUCGAGAGCUUCCCAGCUUCUAACCUGACAUGGAGACAUCUUAAUGUCACAGUGAAUAGAACAUGUUCCAACAAUGAGCUGUGGUUGGAGAUUCCUCGAGUUACAUUCAGAGAGACUCGAGACUAUCAGUGUGUGGCGGAGAAUGGACACGGAGCAGUGGAGGGCUCCAUAACCGUCACUGUGCAAUACCCACCACGGAAUCUCACAAUAACUUCUCUUACUGUGAUUAAAGAUUCAUCAAUCAAUAUAAUUGAGGGGAAUUCUGCAAUGAUAAUCUGCUCUGUCGAGAGUUUCCCAGCUUCUAACCUGACGUGGAGACAUCUUAAUGUCGCAAUGAACAGAACAAGUUCCAACAAUGAGCUGCGGUUGGAGAUUCCUUACGUUACAUCCAAGGAGACUGGAGACUAUCAGUGUGUGGCAGAGAAUGACCAUGGAGCAGUGGAGGGCUCCAUCACCAUCAUUGUGCAAUAUCCCCCACGGGAGACCACAGUGUCCAUCAGUGGAGCCUCAGCUGGGAUCAGAGAGGGACACAACGUCACAUUAAUCUGUUCCAGUCAAAGUGUCCCACCGAUAUUGCAUUACACGUGGUUCAGGAUGGAAGGUAACACCAGCAUCCAGUUAAACACAAGCAGCCAGAUUCUCUCCUUCACUCCAGUCACACGUGGGAAUGAUGCAGGUUUCUACUGCACAGUCACAAGUCCAUUGGGUAACAGCAGCUCCAAUAUGACCCACCUGAAUGUGGAAUAUGGUCCGGAGAUUUCCUGGGAGUCGGAAUGUGCUCAGAGGGCAGAGGGGAUCACCUGCGCCUGUGUGGCCAACUCCAAUCCUCCUGGAGACCUGACCUGGCACCUGCCCCAUGCCAACCUCAGCGGAAACCAAACACACGGAGGUUUUGUGUCGCAGCAGCUCAGAGUGGGGCAUCUGGUGAUGGGUUCGCUGAUCCUGAAGGGAGACCAGGAUGAAGAGAAAGUGAUGGCAUCCUGCUCGAUUCGAAACCCACAUGGAAAAGCCACACACAACAUGUAUCUUUGGGUCAGAGAUAGAGACUCCAGUAAAUGGACAGUAGGACUGGUCGUGAUUGGAAUCAUGUUGACUGUUUUUCUGGCUGGAAUCUUAAUCAUGCUGAGUGUCAAAAAGAGAAAGACAGCAACUGAGGAGACAGCUUCAAAGACCAGUGACAUUGCAUUGACUGACCGUCGAGUCUCUGUGAAACACCAGGGUUCACAGGACAUGAAAGUUAAGGACCCUCUGGACACAAUUAGAGAGGGAGAUACACCAUCUCCUCAGGAUGUCUUUGACAGUCCAGUGGGAGGAGAUGCUGGACAUGAGAACCCCAACAGAACUGAAGAUGUUCUCUACGCCAACAUCAACUUUUCAAAGCUGCCCAAAGGUGACGGGACAGUGCACAGAGGCGAGGACACGGAAUAUGCAAAGAUCAGAUUCCAACCAAACUGACAGAGAAACAGGGAGAGGGGUUUGUGCAGCCUAUAUGGUUGGAAAAUAACGAAGAUAAAAUGACAUUGCCCAACUUUGUUGGUAGUUCUGAACAUGCUUUCCAAUUGCUGCAUCUUUUUCAUGCUGUGAGAGGUUGCACAAAGCUUAUGAAUAAUGUUACAUAUGUUAGUAAAAGCAGUUGUGAUGAAGCUUCAUAAUGUGCUGUCAUUAUUUGGGAACUUUGGUUCUAAAGUGGAGAAAUGAGGCAAAUUUAUUCGGUCAGAAAUAAUCGAGAACAGAAGUGCUGUUAAUUGCAGCCUCCAAGGCAGUAGCACUGACAGAAAAUGACCUGAUGUAAUUCGGAGAUAAUGAGAUUUGAAUUCCAAAUAAAAUAUGGAAUUGAAUGGCCAAUGAUGACCAUGUAACAGUGGCUAAAUGGUUUAUUUCUGCUCCUCUGCCUUAUGGUUUAAUCUUUGUUAUUAUC